Molecule: messenger RNA, 1116 nt
Organism: Gloeophyllum trabeum ATCC 11539
Lineage: Eukaryota; Fungi; Basidiomycota; Agaricomycetes; Gloeophyllales; Gloeophyllaceae
Product: NAD P-binding protein
Exons: 8
Coding region: 34-1116 (360 amino acids)
Source: RefSeq, a predicted model, not a curated record
CCUAGAUUUGCAUUUGCCUCUGGUCGCUCUGCAAUGGGUGGCACGACGAAUAUAUUCUUGACUGGCUCAACUGGUUACAUCGGGGGAACCGUCCUGCAGCGGUUGCUCGCUCACCCUGAAAGAGAAUCGUUCAAUAUCAGCGUGUUAGUUCGCAACGCCGAGAAAGCGAAGCUGCUUGAAAACUUCGGCGUGACUACGGUCGUCGGAUCGCACUCCGACUUAGAAAAGUUGGAACAAGCCGCCGCUUCCGCUGACGUGGUCUUCGCGAUCGCCGAUUGCGAUGAUUUAAAAGCUGCAACUGCUAUCCUUUCAGGUCUCAAAAAGAGGCACGCCGAGACGGGGGAGCAGCCUAUUCUGAUCCACACCUCAGGCACAGGUGUCCUAGCCGACAACGCGCAGGGAAAAUAUGCCAGCGACCUUGUCUACUCCGACCUUGAUAUUCCAUUGAUUGAAACGCUGAAGCCUACGCAGCCCCACAGGUGGGUUGACAUCGCCAUCGUGGAAGCUGGGAAACAAGGAUAUGCUCGAACCCAUAUCGUACUGCCGGGUGUGAUCUUCGGACUAGGACAUGGCCCCCUGUUCGAGACUGGUAUCUGCAAUCAACAUUCCAUGGAGCUGCCCACCAUAUUGCAAAUCGGUUGGCAUAGAGGUCGAGCUGGAAUCAUCGGCGAGGGCAGGAAUAUAUGGCCCCUUUCCCACAUUGACGACACGGCCGACCUGUAUAUUGUUCUAUUCGACGCAGCCAGAAAGAGAAAGGACGUGGCAUGUGGGCGCGAGGGCUUCUAUUUCGUUGAAAACGGCCAUUUCUCGGUGUACGAAGCAACCAAAGCCGUAGGUCACGUCCUCGUUGAAUUAGGUCGUGCGAAGACAGCAGAACCUACGCCUUUCACGCCGGAGGAGUUGGAUAAAUAUUUCGCUGGUGUGCAGGUCCUAUUCAUGGGCACAAACUCUGUCUGCAAAGCCGAACGGUCCCGCGCGCUUGGGUGGCGGCCGACGAAGACGAAGCAGGAUAUGCUUGAGAGCAUCCGGCCCGAAGCAGAUGCCUUAAUAAAGAAUGGGCGGAUUGAAGAUGCAUUCCACAUCAGGGGUCUGCUUGCCCAAUACGUCGACCUAUGA